AUGCCCGACUCUCCAGGCGAUGAUCAAGAUUCACGCACCGCGUCGGUCGGUGUGCAGCGCGCCCGCGCGAAGACGGGCUCGGCGACCUCAUCGCGACGCAGUUCACAGGAGAGCAACCGGAGUCGCAGGCGCCGGCGGAACAAACAGGGCUCAGACGUGAGGGAUUUUGUGCCCCAAGGCGCGAGUUUCAGCUCUACCGCUGCGAUAUUGGACGUGGAGGCGCCGGAAGACGACGACACGUCCAGCUCCGGCUCAGACGACCCGGACACACCUGAACAACCCAAACCGUCGGUCGGCGGCAGCGCCCCGGCUAUCAACUGGAAUAAGGGGAGCAAGCGUGGAAUAAGGAUAACACUGGGCGGCCGGGUCGCCAAAGCAGCGCCAGCAGCGGAUUCCAGGUCGAGCUCGCCGUUCGAGGCGGUGCCCAAGGUCAACCCAGGGGGCACAGAGAAGAGCGACAGUCCGGACUUGUCCGAACGAAUGCAUCUCUCUGACGACUCGGAUGAUUCAGACUCUGGCGAGAUCUCCGAGGAAGAAGAGGGCGACGACUCUAUCAUGCUGAAUCUGGGCUCCCGCCCAAUAACAGACGAUGACAACAACCCUGCCGAUGAUGCCGAAGCAACCCCUACGGCGCGGAUAAUGAGCGUGAAAGAUGGAGCGGGACCGUCUAAAAAGGAGGCCUUUGAUAUGUUCUCGAAAUGCUACCCCGUGGCACCCGUGGAGCUCUCCGAUUUGGAGCGCGACGACCUGGAAACGGUCGCCAGGCUCUUCUUCUACGAUCGCAAUAUCAACGAGAUCGAUCUCCGGCUCCCCGUAGCCUGCACCGAGUGCUUCCAGGAGGGCCACCUUGCCCAAGUGUGUCCUUCCAAAGAGUGCGUCCAUUGCGGUGCGUGGAACCACCACCAGGACAUCUUCUGCCCCCAAUGGCGCAGAUGCCAGCGAUGUCGCGCGCGGGGGCAUGAUGUUGAGCAGUGUGAGUCCUUGCUCAAGGCCCCCGUGGGCGAAAUCCCCUGUGACAUGUGUGGAUCGGCCGAGCACCUCGAGCACGACUGCGAUCUCAUGUGGAAGCUGCCGCAGCGCACUGUGACUGCCGCCGCUGCUGCUGCUGCUCCGGAUACCGUGCUGGUCUCCGUUUCCUGCUCGCAUUGCACGAGCAACCGCCACUUGCUCGGCGACUGCCCCUCCCUGCCCAAACCUCUCCUCUCCUCCUCGUGGACGCUCAAGGGCGUCGAUCCGACCUCCAUCACAAACCUCAACUCCGUCGUCGGCUUUGGGCGCGGGAUGAAAAUCCGCGGCCGCGCGGAUCCCACAGACCGACGGUCCGCUUCGUCAGGUAGCGAGGACAAUCUAGUCAUUGGCGGCGGCGGCGGAGGGAAUCGACAUCAACAAGACCGUCGCAAACAGCAGCAGUUCCCACCGCGCGGUGGCAACAACAACAACAGGAACAACAGUAACAUCCGGAUCAGUAGCGGGAUCGGUAGAGGCAAACACCUCGCACCCGCACCGCAAGACUCCUACCGCGAUCGCCAGCCGCAGGAGUUCUUCGGCAACCAUACUCGCCAGCGCUCUCUGUCGCCUAAUCCGCGGCCUGUCCGUGGCGGCGGUCAAUCAACUCGAGGCAAGGAUCGCUGGCAACCGCCGCCGCCUUCCCGACCGGCUAGAGGUGGUCGUGGAGGUGGAUCGGCUCAGAGAGGUAAACGCGGCGGUGGGAAUGGAGACGGUUACCGGCCCAUGCCUAGUGCUGCAAAGAAGGCAUGGGAGAAAUACCGGUAUUGA
Molecule: messenger RNA, 1776 nt
Organism: Penicilliopsis zonata CBS 506.65
Lineage: Eukaryota; Fungi; Ascomycota; Eurotiomycetes; Eurotiales; Aspergillaceae
Exons: 2
Coding region: 1-1776 (591 amino acids)
Molecular function (GO): nucleic acid binding; zinc ion binding
Source: RefSeq, a predicted model, not a curated record